ACAAACAGAGUGUAGUUCUGUUUCUGUUUAAUUCCCCAAGAAGAGAUAUACAAUGUUAGAGCAGAGUGAUUUGUAAGUGGAAUAAAAGAAACAAAGGUUUCUGUUGCUGAAAGGAGGAGCUUCUUGAUUCUUAUAUUGGCUUUUUCAUUCCCUUUUCAGAGAGAGCUAGUGAGUUACUAUUACAUUGCUUUGUUGUUUUCUUGCUCAAGAGAGAAAAAGUGUGGAGUACCUUCUUGGCUCACUCAAUUAUUUGAUGAGGUAACUUUAAUUUGCGAAUGAAGGUUUGGAGAGGGGUACCAUGAAGAUGCACAUGUGAACACAAAUUUCCAACAAAUCAAAUAGUAGUUAACUGAAAAAUCAAAGCUCGCUUAAAAUUGGUAAGAAAUAAUGGAGAAAGUUGUGAGGUCAUGCGACAAGGAAUACAUGAAGAUGGCCAUGCUCAAACAUGAACAAACUUUCAGAGAACAGGUAUAUGAACUUCACCGUUUAUAUAGAAUUCAAAAGAUACUAAUGAAGAACAUUGAAGUAAGUGAAGGAGGAUGGUACUUCCACAACACCAUUAGUAAUAUAACUUCAAAUGGCCAUAUACAUCAUCAAAAGGGUACAAGUCAAGAAAAGCCACAACUAAUGUUUCCAUUCAAUCUUGAUCAACAACAACAACAACAACCACCUGUGCUAGAGGAACAUAUUGCAGAAUCAGAAAAUAAUAAUAAUAAUAAUAAUAAUAAUAAUAAUAAUAAUAAUAAUAAUGGGAUUUUAGAUUUCAUAGAAGAGAGUGAGAUUGAGUUAACACUAGGGCCCUCAAGUUAUUACAACAACAACAACCGCAAGAUAAUCAAGAAAGUUAUUGUGACACCAAUAACUUGGGAUUCAGGGCAUAGCUUGUCUUCUUCUUCAACUGGGUCAAGUGAUGUCAACAACAAGACAAGGUUCCAUAAUAAUAAUGGAGUUGUUAUUAGGCAAAAUUUUGAUGCUGUUGAUGAAGAGCGUUUGAGACAAGAGAGUUUGAAGAAACAAGCACCUUGGCUUUUUCAUCAAGUAUUCAAUCUCAAUCUGAAUAUGACUCGGGAAAAGAAACAUAAAUAAAAAUCUAAUAUGUCGCUGUGUGUGAUGAUGUAUAUAAUGUGAGGUGUUUUUAAUUUAAAUUAUUACUUUAUGUGAUUAAUUCAAAGA
Messenger RNA from Arachis duranensis, 1173 nucleotides. RefSeq lists its product as uncharacterized. The coding region runs from base 388 to 1086 and encodes 232 amino acids. Lineage: Eukaryota; Viridiplantae; Streptophyta; Magnoliopsida; Fabales; Fabaceae. The record is from RefSeq and is a predicted model, not a curated record. The transcript is spliced from 3 exons.